Aethina tumida (small hive beetle) is the source of this 1830-nucleotide messenger RNA. It is a transcript of the gene Smu1, whose product is annotated as WD40 repeat-containing protein SMU1. Gene Ontology annotation, biological process: mRNA splicing, via spliceosome. The record is from RefSeq and is a predicted model, not a curated record. Gene Ontology annotation, cellular component: precatalytic spliceosome. The coding region runs from base 221 to 1753 and encodes 510 amino acids. Gene Ontology annotation, molecular function: protein binding. The transcript has 9 exons. NCBI's taxonomy places the organism in Eukaryota, Metazoa, Arthropoda, Insecta, Coleoptera, Nitidulidae.
UCAAUAAUUUAUUUUAUAAUAUAUGUACUUUUUAUUUUAUAAUAGGCAUUGUAAAAUAUCUUAAAAUAUUUGUGAUCCUGUGUUUGUGGCUAACUUUAUAGUUGUUUCUGGUGUCAAAAAUUGUUUAUUUCAAUUUUUCAAUUAAUUUGUGUUUUUGAAACGUGAUUUUGUGAAUCUUUGACAAAGUUCUGUUUUUAUAGUUUAUAAACUAUAACGCAAAAUGUCCAUAGAAAUUGAAUCCGCUGAUGUUAUCAGACUUAUUCAACAAUAUUUAAAAGAAUCGAAUUUAUUUAGAACAUUACACACUCUACAGGAAGAGACAGGCGUCACAUUGAACACAGUAGACAGUGUAGAUGGUUUUUGUGCUGAUAUUAAUAAUGGUCAUUGGGACACAGUUUUAAAAGCAAUACAGUCUUUAAAGUUGCCUGACAAAAAACUUAUAGACUUAUAUGAACAGAUCGUUCUAGAACUAAUAGAACUGAGAGAAUUGGGAGCAGCCAGAUCCCUAUUGAGACAAACAGAUCCCAUGAUAAUGAUGAAACAGAAUGAGCCUGAGAGAUACAUUCAUUUGGAAAAUUUGUUGGCAAGAUCAUAUUUCGAUCCAAGAGAGGCCUACCCUGAUGGCAGCAGCAAAGAGAAAAGAAGAACUGCGAUCGCUCACGCUUUAUCUGGAGAAGUUUCUGUUGUGCCAUCUUCCAGAUUAUUGGCUUUAUUGGGGCAAGCUUUAAAAUGGCAACAACAUCAAGGUUUGUUACCACCUGGAACAACAAUCGAUUUAUUCCGUGGAAAAGCUGCCGUUCGUGAACAGGAGGAUGAACAUUUCCCUACCCAAAUGGCGAAACAGAUAAAGUUCGGUCAGAAGUCCCACGUAGAAUGCGCCAGGUUUUCGCCAGAUGGUCAAUAUUUAGUAACUGGAAGUGUGGAUGGUAUAAUCGAAGUGUGGAACUUUACGACCGGCAAAAUCAGAAAAGAUUUGAAGUAUCAAGCACAGGAAAACUUCAUGGUGAUGGAGCACGCGGUUUUGUGUAUGGCAUUUUCAAGGGAUUCCGAGAUGUUGGUCACCGGUUCUCAAGCUGGACGAGUCAAAGUGUGGAGAAUAAGUUCGGGUCAAUGCUUACGUAAAAUUGAGAAGGCGCACUCCAAAGGCAUCACUUGUCUACAAUUUUCAAGAGACAACAGUCAAGUUUUGAGUGCAUCGUUCGAUCAUUCGAUCCGAAUUCACGGACUGAAGUCUGGUAAAACAUUAAAGGAGUUUAGGGGUCAUACAUCCUUUGUAAACGAAGUUAUUUUCACACAAGACGGUCACAAUAUCCUAAGUGCGUCUUCUGAUGGCACAGUUAAGAUGUGGAGUAUUAAAACAACAGAGUGCAUAAACACAUUUAAAUCGUUGAGUUCCGGGGACACAGCAGUAAAUAAUAUACAUAACUUUAUGAAAAACAAUGAGCACUUUGUUGUAUGUAACAGAAGUAAUACUGUGAUGAUUAUUAACAUGCAAGGACAAGUGGUGCGAUCGUUUUCAAGUGGGAAACGUGAAGGGGGUGAUUUCGUUUGUUCAACAGUUUCGCCCAGAGGAGAUUGGAUUUACUGCGUCGGUGAAGAUUACGUUCUGUAUUGUUUUUCGACGAACUCAGGAAAGCUGGAAAGGACUUUAAAUAUACAUGAAAAAGAUGUUAUUGGUAUAGCCCAUCACCCCCACCAGAAUUUAUUGUGUUCGUAUAGCGAGGAUGGUCUAGUUAGACUGUGGAAGCCUUAGAUUUAAGAUGAAGUGUGUUGUUGCAAUUGACUAUGAAUGACGAUUUGAUAUAAAUUAAUAAAGUUCUGUGAACUAUA